Molecule: messenger RNA, 927 nt
Organism: Colletotrichum orchidophilum
Lineage: Eukaryota; Fungi; Ascomycota; Sordariomycetes; Glomerellales; Glomerellaceae
Exons: 2
Coding region: 1-927 (308 amino acids)
Source: RefSeq, a predicted model, not a curated record
AUGGAUCCCAAUCCCGUUCCUGGAGCUGUUCCAACUGCGGCUGGCAUCGACAAAGUCCCCGAGACUGUCGCAACCACCAACAGCGCGGAUGACAAGUCCACAGGACUUGUAGCUCCGGAGACGAAGCCCGUCGAAAACAAGAAAGACGAGGCCGCACCCGUGCCAGAGACAUCAACUGCUACGGCUGCCGAGCCCGCGAAGUCGGCGGAGCCUCCUGCGCUUGCCCCGCCGGCCGACGUGCCGGUCGAUGCGCCAGCCGUACCAGCUGCACCCGAAGCUACCACCGAUGCGCCAAAGCCGGCCUCCGUCGAGGAAGUCCCCGACAAGGACGGCCCAGUUGCGACGGCAGGGACUAAGGAGUCCAAGGCCAUCCGCGCUGGAAAGCCUGCUGAGCAGCCGGCCGCAAGCUCCGCACUUGCCGCCGAGCCCGUCAAGGAAUCCGUCGAGGAGCCUAUUGCGCAAGAGCCAGUCAAGGCGUCCGCCGCCGAAGAGGAUAUGAUCAAGGAGCCUAUCACUGAGAAGCCUGAAGGCGUCAAUGGCGCCGCGACCAAGGAUGUUGAAAUGACAGGCGCUCUCAAUGACGCCGAGCCCACCGGCGCUGGGGAGCGCGAGGCCGCGCCGCAGGCCAUCCCGCCAGAGGCCAAGACGGGCAACAAGCGCAAGGCGGAUGAACUCGCCGAGACCAAUGGUACCAACGGAACAAAUGGUGCCAAUGGCGUUGAGGCCGCCCUCGAGGAAAAGCCCGUGGAGAAGAAGGUCAAGAGGGGACCUGGCCGACCUCCUUCAAACGGCGCUCUAAAGCAAGCCAAGGAGAGUCCCAAGAAGGAAAAGGAAUCUUUUGGUCACAAGGUCGCCAGUAAGGUCAAAAAGGUUCUGCACUCGCCGGGUCGGACUGAGCGCAAGACUCGCUCUCAAGGCCCCGUCUAA